AUGGCGAAGAGAACUAAGAAGGUCGGAAUUGUGGGAAAGUACGGAACCCGUUAUGGAGCUUCCCUCCGUAAAAUGGCCAAGAAAAUUGAAGUAGCUCAACACUCCAAAUAUACCUGCUCGUUCUGCGGAAAGGAGGCUAUGAAGAGAAAGGCUGCUGGAAUCUGGAACUGUGCCAAAUGCCACAAGACUGUUGCUGGAGGAGCUUACGUUUACGGAACAGUUACCGCUGCGACUGUCAGAUCUACGAUCAGAAGACUUCUUGGGAUGGGAGUUCCCGCAUUCUUCAGAUGGUUAACGAAAAAAUAUCCGGCUACAAUUGUAAACGCAAAUGAAGAGCGAAAACGCCUCGAAAAUGGAAAAAGAGCCCCAGUUGAUUGUACACAACCAAACCCAAAUUUUCAAGAGUUUGAUAAUUUAUAUUUGGAUAUGAAUGGAAUCAUCCAUCCUUGCACACAUCCUGAAGAUCGCCCUCCACCAAAAGAUGAAGACGAGAUGUUUGCACUAAUUUUCGAAUACAUCGAUCGUAUUUUCUCCAUUGUUCGCCCACGAAGACUUUUAUAUAUGGCAAUCGAUGGUGUCGCACCACGUGCUAAAAUGAAUCAGCAGAGAAGUCGUCGUUUCCGAGCUAGUAAAGAGAUGGCAGAAAAAGCAGCAAGUAUUGAAGAGCAGAGAAAACGAUUAGAAGCAGAAGGAAUUGCUGUUCCACCAAAAAAGGAAGCUGAGCAGCAUUUCGAUAGUAAUUGUAUCACUCCAGGGACACCAUUUAUGGCAAGACUAGCCGAUGCUCUUCGCUGGUAUAUUCACGACCGAGUGACCAAUGACGCCGCAUGGUCCAAAAUCGAAAUUAUACUUUCCGACGCCAACGUUCCGGGAGAAGGGGAGCACAAGAUUAUGGAUUAUAUCCGAAAACAGCGUGGAAAUCCCGCACACGAUCCAAAUACUGUGCACUGCUUAUGUGGAGCUGAUGCCGAUUUAAUUAUGCUCGGUCUUGCUACACACGAAGCUAAUUUUAAUAUUAUCAGAGAAGAAUUUGUUCCGAAUCAACCACGAGCCUGUGACCUUUGCGGACAGUAUGGUCAUGAAUUAAAAGAAUGUCGAGGAAUGGAAAAUGACGCGGAUCUUGGAAAUGAUUAUGUCAAACCUGAAAUGCGCGAAAAGAACUUUAUUUUCCUGCGAAUUCCCGUUCUACGCGAGUAUCUCGAAAAAGAGUUAGCAAUGCCGAACUUACCAUUCAAGUUCGACAUUGAGCGUGCUAUCGAUGAUUGGGUAUUUCUGUGCUUUUUCGUCGGAAACGAUUUUCUGCCUCAUUUGCCGUCUUUGGAAAUCCGCGAAGGCGCUAUCGAUCGUCUCGUUAAAUUAUACAAAGACAUGGUUUAUAAAAUGAGAGGAUAUUUGACAAAAGACGGAAUACCAGAAUUAGAUCGUGUUGAAAUGAUAAUGAAAGGUCUGGGAGAAGUUGAAGACGAGAUUUUCAAAAGAAGACAGCAAGACGAAGAGAGGUUCAAAGCUAAUCAAAGAAAUAAGAAGUUGAGGAUGCAGCAAGGGUAUGGCCGUGGAAGAGGUCGGUCGAGAGGUGGACCAGCAUAUGUUCCACAAAGUGGAUCGUUGUUGGCCCCUUUAUCAGCUCCACAGCCUCUUUCUGGUGAAGUAACGCGACAAAUGGCAGCAGAUGCUAGAAUUCAGGCCAUGAAUUAUGUCGAGAAAGCUAACGCGGAAGCUGCGAAAAAUCUCAAAGCUCUGCUCAAUAUUCCUGGCCAGCCAUCGGAUGCUGAAUCAAACUCCCGGAAACGUCAAUAUGAAAAAUCUGUUCAAGAACAACAAAUAGAAGAGGAUGAAGGUCCACAAGACGAGAUCAGGUUGUAUGAGUCCGGUUGGAAAGAUCGAUACUAUCGAGCUAAAUUCGACGUCGGAUCAGAUGAUGUGGAAUUCCGCCAUCGAGUCGCUUGGGCUUACGUAGAAGGCCUUUGUUGGGUUUUAAGAUACUAUUAUCAAGGAUGUGCUAGUUGGGAUUGGUAUUUUCCUUAUCAUUACGCGCCGUUUGCCAGCGACUUCGACACGGUAAGCCAGUAUGUACCGGACUUCUCUCGGAAAACGUUUCCAUUCAAACCGUUGGAACAACUUAUGAGUGUCUUCCCAGCUGCUUCAAAGCAGCAUUUACCAGUGGAAUGGCAAAAACUUAUGUUCCAAGACGACUCGCCGAUUAUUGAUCUCUAUCCAGUUGAUUUCCGCAUCGAUUUGAACGGAAAGAAAUACGCGUGGCAAGGAGUUGCUCUACUACCAUUCGUCGAUGAGGUUCGACUACUUGAAACUCUUAAGUCCGUUUACCCAACUUUAUCCGAAGAAGAGAAGCAAAGAAAUACAAGAGGUCCAAAUCGCAUUUUUAUUGGUCGGAACCAUCCGUCUUUUGCAUUUUUCAAACAAGUUUACGAGGGAGAAAAGGAUUCGAAAAAGUACAUUGAACUUGAUCCUUCAUUGAUUCAUGGCAUUAGCGGUAAAAUUGCUCCGGAUCCGUUUGUCGUCAUGCCGGAACAAGUGUUCGCAUCCCCUGUAAAUCACGAGGAUUGCCAGGAUAUUCCGGUGAAUUGUGGCAUCUCCGUACUCUAUGAGGAUCCAGAGUAUCCAGAUGGAUAUAUUUUCCCGGCUGUUCGUCUUCCCGGGGCUAAGGAUUUGGAAAAAACAUUAAAGCCCGAAGACUGGAAUGACCGAAAAAAUGGAACAUUCCGUCCGAUGAUUGGAUUUACACGUGACACGACCAGAGCGGCUUUAGAUAACUCAGGUCAUCGUCACUUUGAGCAUCACGUUCGUGGAGCCAUGAAUGAUCGGGUUUACGAUAAUUAUCGAGACAAUAAUUACCGCGGACGUAGCAACGGAUAUGAGCAGCGAAACCAAGGAGGAUACGAUCGGAAUCAAGGCUAUCAAGGAAGGUACGACAACCGGAAUCCCAAUGAUAAUCAUCCACACGCAGGUUAUGGAAGACAUUACGGGCGCCAAGAUGGGUAUAAUCAUUCACAAAAUUACAAUCGUUCAUACAAUCAAUGUGAUCGUGGAGGUCGAGGAUUACCACGCGCUGGACCACCAGGAAGAGCCGAUAAUCGUUUCAACCCAUAUCGUGGAAACUCAUCGUGGCGCUAA
This is a messenger RNA of Caenorhabditis bovis, 3132 nucleotides long. Lineage: Eukaryota; Metazoa; Nematoda; Chromadorea; Rhabditida; Rhabditidae. The record is from the annotation of a GenBank genome assembly.